This is a messenger RNA of Octopus sinensis (East Asian common octopus), 2812 nucleotides long. Its product is annotated as sodium/potassium-transporting ATPase subunit beta. Gene Ontology annotation, cellular component: sodium:potassium-exchanging ATPase complex. Gene Ontology annotation, molecular function: ATPase activator activity. Bases 278 to 1195 code for a protein of 305 amino acids. The transcript has 2 exons. Gene Ontology annotation, biological process: intracellular sodium ion homeostasis; intracellular potassium ion homeostasis; potassium ion import across plasma membrane. The record is from RefSeq and is a predicted model, not a curated record. Lineage: Eukaryota; Metazoa; Mollusca; Cephalopoda; Octopoda; Octopodidae.
GAGAGAGAGAGAGAAGGGUGGUGAACAAACGGAAUAUAAAAAGUCAUUAGAAGGGAGGAUAUUCAAACAGUUUCACGUGUAGUCGAUCAACUUUGUAAAGUGAACUAAGUUUUAAUUUUUGUUAACAACUUCAAUCACCUGCGUUCUUUUUAAGUGCGCGUUAUGUUCUGUUUUGCUGGUCAGAAUAAGUGAUUAAGGAAAUAAGUACACCUGUAAUCCGGAAGACACCUGUCAGGUAAAACAGCGCCAUUGACGCACCUGAAAUUACCUUGACAAAAUGGCGUCACGUACAAGUUCAGACGUAGACACAGUUACCACUGUUCCUAGCCGAACGACUUUCCACGAUCGCUCUGUAUCUCUAUCAAAUUUCUUGCACAACUCAAGAGAAGGCACAUUUUUCUACAAAACUCCUGCCAGAUGGUGUAAGCUCAUCGGCUUUUAUUUCAUAUUUUAUUCAGCUCUCUUUUGUUUCACAGCAGGGCUAUUGGCCGCUGUUUACAAUAUCUUAGAUUGGAAUUAUCCCAGUAUGAGAGGGCCAGAAAGCAUUUUUCGGGGCAAUCCUGGUUUGUCUUUUCGACCAAACCCUGACUACGAUUCAACUUUGAUCAGAUAUGUGAAGGGAGACGGUCCAACAACUCGUAAAUACAUUGAUCAUCUCGAGGCCUAUAUUCGAUUUUAUGAAAAUAAAAAUCAGAUUGGUGAUAAUUUUGCUGUUUGUGAAGCUAUAGUUCGACGAGAGCAAAGAGAAAAAGUUUGUCGUUUUGAUAUUAAGACAUUGGGUGGAAAUUGUGUUAAACAGCAGAACUAUGGAUAUGAUGAUGGAAUGCCGUGUGUUCUUCUAAAAUUAAACAAGAUUUUUGACUGGGAACCUGUACCUUACAAUUUGUCUGAGGUACCUGAAGAAAUCAAAGACAGUUACAAAGAGUAUGCAAUAAAGGUGACUUGCAAAGGUGAGCUGCCAGCAGACCGAGAGAAUCUUGGUGAUAUUUCAUACUACCCUAAUGAAGGUUUUCAUUUCAAGUACUACCCAUAUCUUAACCAACAAGGGUACCGUUCUCCUCUGGUCUUUGUACAGUUUGAGAAUCCCAAAACUGGAAUCCUUCUUAUGAUUGAAUGUAAAGCUUGGGCCAAAAACAUUAUACACAAUAGGUUACAGAAACUUGGAACAAUACAUUUUGAAUUACUUAUUGAUUAAGGGGAGGUGCUGUUGUAAGGAACCCCAAAGAUAUAUUGAGCAACAAAACACCCAAGACUAUGGUUCAUAUAUAUAUAUAUGUAUAUUAUAUAUAUAUAUAUAUAUAUGUGUGUGUGUAUUUAUAAUUUGUCAUAAUUACUUGUAUACUUAUAUAAGUUCAGAUCUAGUUUUUUUACUUCCUUUCAAUUUCAGAUUUAGGAAACUGUUUUUUCCUCUCUCAAUUUUUAUACAUUUUAUAUUCAAUUGUAUGAAUUAUUAUUACAUUUAUACCCAUUUUGAUAUCCAUCUUUUUCCUUAUGUCCUUGUAUACCAGAUGGUACAACAUAAAAAGACAUAGCUGAAUUGUUGGUGGAAAGUAUGUGACUCAGUCAGUGUGUCUCUUUUUUGACAACCAAGUUGACAUUAACCAAAGAAAUGUCCUUUACUUUUGUUGAAAUACAUUGCUCUUAGCAGCAAAGCUUGAACACACUGUCAUCUUUAGUUUAAUGUUUUGUACCAUAUCAACUCUUCCAGCAUAUACUUUUUUUUUAUUAAAUCUGUAGUUUCAAAAUCAAAAACUACGGUAAUUUGCCUUCAUUCAACAUUUAAUUCAUUACAUUUCAACAAACUAUUUUUAUCAGUAUCCAUAUUUUUUAUAUAGUGUUUCCUUCAUUCUUUUGUUUUCCUCAGUUUUCCCUGAUUUAAACAUCAUUAUUCAUUUUAUUUUGCUCUUUUAUAAUGAACCUAAAAUACUUGUCUUUGGCAAAUGAUUUGUGUCACUUUCAGUAUGGUACUAUAUGGAAAGUAUAAUUUAGAAAGUAUCCACACACAUACACAUUCACUAUUUUAUUUGAUACAAAAGCAAAAUUGCUUUGACAUACUGUGAUAGUAGAAGUGUGUAGAGUGUAAUAUAUGCUUGUUGCAAUUGUAGCUACAAACUCAUACUGAUAUGUUUCAUAACUUUAGCUACAAGUUUGAAAUUUUAUCCUCAACCCACUCUAACACACAGAAGUGUUGGAAAUGGGAUAAACAGUUUUAGAUUAUCUUGUAUUAAAAGCAGAUUUUUCUUUCACAUUCCUUAUUUUGACUUUUAUAUAUUUCUUGAUGAUGAUGAUAUUAUUAGUAAAAUCGUUUGAUAUUUUCAGCUUUUGUUUUAUAAACCUUUAUGUUUAUAUGAAAUGUCUGUUUACAUGUGUGUGUGUGUGUGUGUAUAUAUAUAUAUAUAUAUAUAUAAUCCAGGGAUUGAGGUGUGAGAAGAAAGUUAGCUUCAGGCAAUCUGAUUAUGUAACCCUGCACUCAUCAGAGGUAACUGUUAUGGAAUGAAAUAUGGUGAUAGACUCUUAGAUGACACCCCCACACAUAUAUAAUAUGCAUAUGAAUGGUUCUAGAUACUUGGAUCUGUACAGUUUUACUCAUAGCCAAGAUUUUUCUAUCAAAUUAAAGCUAUAAGUGGUGAGUGAUUUUAUUAUUUAAGAUAUGUUAAAAGUUUUUAAAAUGCAAGAUGAUCUUAAAGAAAAUGUCUGUGGGGUAACUGGUUUUAUUUGGCAAUAAGCUAUAUUAUUAAUGGAAGUACAUUAGCUUAGUAAAGUCGGUGCUAACAUAAUUAAUGUAAUGAACCAAGAAAUUUUAAUUAUAAGU